AUGAUUCUCUCCCACUACCCCGUCUACAGUUCUCCACCCACGAAUUCUGCUUCCAACGCACGCCCGAAUUGCUGCAACCAUGUCUUCAAUUGCUGCUCUGGCUACUCGCCGGGCUCUGACCCGCCAGUCGCUCCUCCGCGCCCCCCGCGCCGUUUCGGCUCCUCCAAGGUCGAGGAGGCCAGCCUCGACAAGGCCCCCAAGCGUGAUCCCGAGCUCUACGUCCUUCUCGGUGUCAUGUCUGGUGCUUUCCUGAUUGCCGGAUGGUACUUCGGCCGCAAGCCCACCUCCGUGAACUCUGAGAGCAACGUUCGCAUUGGUGAGAGCGCUAUGCCCUGGCAGGGCCAGUCCGAGGAUGGCAAGGUCUACAAGUACCAGUACCACCCUCACGGCGACAAGAGCCAGCCCCUCCGCGCUGCUCCUAGCGCCAUGAACACCGUCAUUGUUCCCAAUGUCACCCUGCCCGAGGACCUCCACGAGAGAUUCAACAAGUACGGCAAGGAGGAGUGGGACUACUAG
This is a messenger RNA of Penicillium concentricum, 516 nucleotides long. RefSeq lists its product as uncharacterized. NCBI's taxonomy places the organism in Eukaryota, Fungi, Ascomycota, Eurotiomycetes, Eurotiales, Aspergillaceae. The record is from RefSeq and is a predicted model, not a curated record. The transcript has 4 exons. Bases 1 to 516 code for a protein of 171 amino acids.